Saprolegnia parasitica CBS 223.65 is the source of this 930-nucleotide messenger RNA. RefSeq lists its product as hypothetical. The transcript has a single exon. The coding region runs from base 1 to 930 and encodes 309 amino acids. Lineage: Eukaryota; Oomycota; Saprolegniomycetes; Saprolegniales; Saprolegniaceae. The record is from RefSeq and is a predicted model, not a curated record.
AUGCUAUACGUCUGCUGCUCGAUCUGCGCGAGCGCGAGCCCGAGUCAGUCGAGCGCCGCCGCCGCGACACUCCGCCAACUUUUUGUCUCGCAUUUCGAGUGCUCGGAGUCGAUGACGGUGCAUUUCACCGACUAUUGGAACCUCGUCCACUUGUCCCAGUACCUCUUGCGUGCGAGCCGCGAGCCGAGCGAGGUGUCACGGACCGAAGGUGUCGCCGAUGUUGUCUUGAGCAUCGUUCAAAUGAUCGAAAGCAAUGCCGCCACCUCCAACCCCGCAAAUGCGCUCUCGGAAGCAUUUGUGGCCAACAUCCUCGCCGCCCAAGCACAGAUCACGACGUCGUACAAGCUGCUGACGCUGCUCGAUGACAUUUGCCUCUCGACGCACUGGGCCUUUCAGAUGUACCUGGACGAGCUGCAUCGCGCAUCGCGCGACGUGACCAUGCGCAAGCCCAAGCGCUUAGGCACGCUGUACCACACGCGUCUCUUCUCUCGUGCGAAAUCCAUGACGGCCAUCGUGCCCAGUCGCACUCCGACGCGCCAUGCGGGGCUCUCAGUGCAAAAGGUCACAUCCUUCUUGUUGCAAUCCAAGCAAGCCAACUUGAUUGGGCCCGACAUCGUCGCUGCCAUCAAGAAACGAAAGGCGGAGGAAGCCAUGCUGCUCGUCCAGGUUGCCAUGAUCAUGAACGAAGGCUGCCGCGACCACUUGAGCCUGCAAGAGCUCGGCCCCGGUACAGUUACCGUUCUCAAGACGCUUCUCUACACUCUGAGAGACCAGCCCAUGCUUCGGGCGCAUAUCAAGCACCGGCUCAAGCCAGCUGAGGCGAACUACUUAAAGCACCUCGAGCUUCUCUUGGCACCGAAACACAGCUCCGGACUGCGCAUCGCCAUCCUAUCGACGGGAAAAAUUGCACCUUCCAAGCUUGCGCGCUAA